This is a messenger RNA of Coniosporium apollinis CBS 100218, 954 nucleotides long. RefSeq lists its product as uncharacterized. The transcript has 4 exons. Gene Ontology annotation, molecular function: gluconolactonase activity; calcium ion binding. The coding region runs from base 1 to 954 and encodes 317 amino acids. The record is from RefSeq and is a predicted model, not a curated record. Lineage: Eukaryota; Fungi; Ascomycota; Dothideomycetes. Gene Ontology annotation, biological process: L-ascorbic acid biosynthetic process.
AUGAGCGACAUCAAGACAUACACAGUUUCCAAGCCAUACCUCAAGAUCGAUUGUGGCCUUGGAGAAGCUCCAUUUUGGGAGGAGAAGGCCAACACGCUGCGCUUCGUAGACAUCGUCAAGUCCAAAGUCCAUACGAUCGAUCUCAAUGAGGGCCCUUCGUCGCACAAGGUGCUUGCUGAUCUGGACAUAUCAAUUGGCUGCACUGCUGACAUAGAGGGUAAUGAUGAUGAGUUCGUGUUCGGGGGAAAACACGGUUACGGCAUCCUCAACCGCAAGACUGCGGAGUACAGAUACAUCAAGAAGUACUGGACGGAGGAGGAGAUAAACGAUGGCAAGCAUGGUGGCAAGGAGAACAGAAUGCGCGGCAACGACGGUGCAGUGGACAGCCAAGGCCGAUUCUGGGUCAGUACGAUGAACGACCCGCUCGUUACGGAUCCGAUAGACGAAGGCGUGCUGUUCCGGCUUGACCCGGACAUGACCUUACAUCGAAUGCUCGAGGGUGUCUCUAUACCAAAUGGUAUAACAUGGAGCCCCGACGACAAGACCUUUUACUUCGCCGACGGCCCGACAGCAAACAUCUUUGCGUACGACUACGAUACGGCCACCGGCAAUAUCUCCAACAAACGCGUCUUCUUCCACAUAGAGGACGAAGGCUCCGCCCCGGAUGGCCAUUGCAUCGAUGAAGAGGGGUACAUGUGGACCGCUGUCUUCGGCUCUGGGAAAGUGCUUAGAAUAAGCCCUGAAGGCAAGUUGGUUGCGGAGAUCAAGCUGCCAACAAGAUCAAUAUCCUGCCCGGCGUUCGUAGGUGAGGAUCUCUUCAUCACAUCUGCGGAGGAGGAGGAACCGGACAAGUAUCCGGAGAGCGCGAAGUUGCAGGGCAGUUUGUUCAAGUGCAGUGUUGGCAUCAAGGGUCGCAAGCUGUACCGCUUCAAGUAUCAAGGUGAAAGAGUCUGA